Darwinula stevensoni is the source of this 759-nucleotide messenger RNA. NCBI's taxonomy places the organism in Eukaryota, Metazoa, Arthropoda, Ostracoda, Podocopida, Darwinulidae. The record is from the annotation of a GenBank genome assembly.
AUGGAUAAUUCGAUAACGCAAAGUCUUGAGAAUUUUGAACGGACCGUUCAGUACGCCGGAGCGAAGGUGACGGGUUGGCUGCGAGAGGAGACGGGGGAAAUGCCUGGCAUAUUCUUCUACGAAUCCAUCGCCGACCUCGCAGGGAUCAUGACCGUGUUCGAAUUCCACGUGGCCGACGACGACGUGCUGCACGUGAGAGGCACGACGUUCGACCCGCUCGACCCGGGCGUGGUCCUCGCCGAGGAGAUUCUCCAGUGCAGGCUCGGUGGAGCUGCAAGAUUUUACGCCGCCGCCUAUGACCGGGUCGAGUUGAUGGAUUACGAGUCGGUCGUCGAGGCACAAACGAGGGGAGGGAAAUUGGCGGUCCAGAUCGACUUCGGUGGAUGCGUCGACUGGACCGGUGGAGUGAACCUGACCGGCGUCAUGACCGGCGCUUACCUCCACGACCUCUUCGAUUUCGUCCCAGAGGGUGAGCCGUCGUCCAUUUUCACUUCGCUCCUUUCUCCAACGAUGGAGGAAAUCGCUCUUGUUUCAGGCAUGACAGCGGCGCUGCUCGGAUCCGCUCACGCCCUGAAGAGCGACCCAGCGAGCGGCGUGGCCUACGAGUCCUUCGAUGUGUUCGUCUUCGAAAGCGGGAAUCCCAUGGUCAUUCCAGGCUACUGGCGAAUCGACGAAAGCGGCGAUUGGGGCAACGACUUCGGCGCCGCGUUCAUGGACUGCCCAUUCGGGAGGGGCGUCAGGAUCUUCCAAGAAGUCUGA